This is a messenger RNA of Siniperca chuatsi (mandarin fish), 3000 nucleotides long. RefSeq names its product RNA polymerase II elongation factor ELL-like. Gene Ontology annotation, molecular function: cis-regulatory region sequence-specific DNA binding. Gene Ontology annotation, cellular component: transcription elongation factor complex. Bases 166 to 2031 code for a protein of 621 amino acids. The transcript is spliced from 12 exons. Gene Ontology annotation, biological process: positive regulation of transcription elongation by RNA polymerase II; transcription elongation by RNA polymerase II; snRNA transcription by RNA polymerase II. Lineage: Eukaryota; Metazoa; Chordata; Actinopteri; Centrarchiformes; Sinipercidae. The record is from RefSeq and is a predicted model, not a curated record.
GUCAUGACGUAAUGCGAUCUACUCCAGAAUAGCGCGCGGAGGAGCAUCAGCAGCAGCCACAAGGAGCCGUUCAGCCUUUCUCUGGACCGUUUUGCCAAUGUUUGUUUAUUUAUGUGGGAUUUGUUCGGUCCGGAAUAAGCCUGGCAGGGGGGGAUUUGCGGCGGGAUGUCGGCCCUAAAGGAGAACCAGUGUUACGGACUGUCCAGCGGUAAACUGAACCGCGGCGGUACCAUCUCUGUAUUUCAUGUCAAACUCACUGACAGCGCGGCAAGAGCCAUUGACUCCUUUCAAAACGGCAAGGGUUGGUCUUCCCAUCCCACCAUCUGUUUUAAUGGGAACCAAGGGAGAAUCACUCUCCCAUGCUCAGAGAAAAGAGAUGAACUGAGGAUAUUCACCUUUGGUGUGACUAAUGUCGCCCGCGACAAUCCACAUGGAAGCUUUGACUGCGUCCAACAGCUCAGCACUCGUGCUGCAGAGGAACUGUCAUGUCUCGGGGUGAUUCAGAAGAAGAUGACAGUCAACGCUACAGAUGACUCGUACGAUAAGGCUCGUCAGAGCAUGGCCCAAGCUGAGGAGGAGACACGCAGCCGAGGGGCCAUUGUCAUCAAACACGGGGGGCGCUACCAGGGCAAGAAGGUAACGGUGCGAGCCCCGGCCCCCGCGCUGGCCAGCCUGACCAAACCGCAACACACGCCCCAGUCUCUCCUCAGCAACAUCAAGAGGGGGGUUGGCAUAUCCAAGGAGAAGAAGGGUGCCUGUGCUUCAAACAGCAAGGGCGUGAGUGACGUGCAGGAGAGGCCGCUCAGGGAGAGAGUGACACACCUGCUGGCUCUGAGGCCAUACAAGAGGCCUGAGCUGAUCUUGAGGCUGCAGAAAGAUGGACUGACAACAGGAGACAAAGACAUGCUGAACUCUGUACUGAUGGAGGUUGGCCAGCUCAAUAGCAGAGACAACACAUUUGUUCUAAAGGAUGGUCUGUAUAAGGAGCUGCAGAAGAACUGGCCAGGCUAUACCUCAGGAGACCAGCAGCUUCUUAAACGAAUUCUUGUCAGGAGACUGUUCCAGCCACAACAGAGCCUCCUCACCGCCCCAGAGGCCCAGGUCAGUCCACUGCGAGACACCCCCAACUCCUCCCCAGCACACCAUCCAAAACCUUCCCUGCCAGAGGAAUACACUGACCCUCUGGCGAGUAAGAAGCCCCGAAUAUCCCACUUGUCUAGCAAAACAGUCAGUGACAAGUCAAGAGUGAGGCCGUCCAAAGAAGCGGCUCGUAACGCCGUCACUGAAGCGACUGACGGGCAAAGGAACUUGGUUGAUCCUCGAAGGCUUUUUGACUCCUUGUCAGCAGUCUGUCAGCGGGAAGCAGAAGCGGCCAAGAGGCUGGAACCAAGUCCCUGUGCUCAAGAGGAGCCCGAAGGCCCAGCAGACCACCAUCAAUCCAACUCGGAUUGUCCUCCGUCCCCUCUGAUAGUGCCUGACCUGAGCAGACACACAAUCAAAAGGAAGAAGAGCAAACACAAACACAGAGAUCAGGAUGAAGAUAGGUGGAGAGACAGGAAAGAAAGGAGAAAAGAUCGUAGUUCAGAGGUUCCAAACGAAGUCUCCCUGGACUGCACAGAGCCAAGUGAAAUUUUGUUUGUCUCUAAUGUGCUUCAAGCGGACAAUGACACAGCAGACUAUCUAUCAACGUAUACAGGGAUUCGCAGCCACGACCAGAGACAGAGCUACAAGCAGGACUUUAACAGGGAGUACAGCGAGUACAGAGAUUUACACGCUCGUAUUGAUGGCGUGACGCGGCAGUUCAUGGAGCUGGACACACAGCUCAAACAGCUACACCACGAAUCACAUAAAUAUAAGACGGUUCAUAAUCAAAUUCUUCAAGAGUAUCGCAAAAUUAAAAAGUCCAACCCCAACUAUAACCAGGACAAGAUUCGCUGUGAAUAUCUACACAACAAACUGGCCCACAUCAAGAAGCUCAUAUCACAGUACGACCAAGAGCAACUCAGUGUGGACCAUUCACGUCUCAACUGAAGAGCCUGACUGGGAAACCAUUGAACUUAGAGUACAAUGAUCACCAUGAGGCAGGGGAGGUUCACGCUGCUGAGCUGGAAUCUGUGGGUCUUCAUGGCUAAACAUAGUCUCACGAGACCUGCUGGAAAUGUCAUUUAGGUUGGGAGUCAUUUGUGAAGAGCAGCAGUGGUAUUCUGGGAAAAGCAGCCCUAUAAUAUGAGAUACUUUUUUUUUAGAAGAUGGGAACAUUUCUUGGGACCAAUGUGCUGCUACCACAGUGACAUGCCAAGGACACGGUGUAACAAUAGUUUUACAAAGGCUCUUAAAGCUAAGAUUUCACUCUUAAAAAAUGCAAACAGAUACAUGUAAAGAUGAGGUGCUAAGCCUAAAAACAUUUGUAGAUUCCCAUCCCCAUCACAUUUUGUUUUUGUGAAUUAAAUCAAUUUGGGUAUUUGCUUAUGUGUUCUGUUAGCCAUGUCAGUGUUUAAGCCAGAAGCAUGAGAUUACUGCACGCUGUACAUACCCAGACAGCUCGUAUGAGGCAGGUGAGGGUUCUGAUGGCAGCUGGGAUGCAGAUGUGCACAUCUGUUCUUUGGGUUUGGUGAAUUAAGACUAUCAGUGUUAUUGUCAGUUCAGGCCUGAUCUGCUCGGUAUGACUCCUUAAAGUAUUGCCAGUGCCUGAAAUGGUUACAAAUUCUGGACUGGAUUCAUAGUAUUCCACUGGUGUUGUCCUUUUAUGUUGCUUUCCUGGAGCACAGAAGACUGUUGCAUUGAACAUAAUGUUAACCUGAAGUUGUAUUCAGGUAAUUUACAGUAUGAGAGGCAGUAAACGUGUAACUGGUUUUGAUUAUCAGAGUACAGAAAGUUAUUGUAGGCCGAGACUGAAGAAUUGACACAUAAAAAGAUGUUGUUGCAUGCUGUGUGCUUUACAGAAUGCAUGAAGAAUAAAUCUGAAGUUUUGUCAGUUUCAAAUAAAUUAAUUUGUAUUCA